This is a messenger RNA of Zophobas morio, 1300 nucleotides long. Its product is annotated as neuronal-specific septin-3-like. Gene Ontology annotation, molecular function: GTPase activity; GTP binding; molecular adaptor activity. Gene Ontology annotation, biological process: intracellular protein localization; cytoskeleton-dependent cytokinesis. The transcript has 14 exons. Gene Ontology annotation, cellular component: septin ring; septin complex; microtubule cytoskeleton. Lineage: Eukaryota; Metazoa; Arthropoda; Insecta; Coleoptera; Tenebrionidae. Bases 68 to 1300 code for a protein of 410 amino acids. The record is from RefSeq and is a predicted model, not a curated record.
GUUUUUUAUAAAAAAUUUAUUUAGCUGACUUUUGAAAAAAAUUUAGUUUACAUUCUUUUCUACCGCAAUGCCUACCGAAGAAAUUGAUAUCUCCGUACCAUGUAUAGAACUUUCCUUUAAAAAUGAAGAAGCGCUCUGUAAAGCUUUUGAAGAAUACUGUAACGAAGAACAGCAAAUUUCUGGAGAUAAUUUACCCGAAUUAUUUUUAAAUCUGUUUGGAAAACUUCGCCUCGAGGACAACGAGAAAACAUUGAAAAAAAUUGAAGGCGUGAAACUCGAUUAUGCUCUUUACCGCUCGAUUGUAUUGUCCUACUUAACAGAUAGCAGAAAUUUCCAGUGGGGAGCGUUGACCUCGAAAGGGAACGGCCCGGUAGGCUUCGAUUUGCUCACCGAACAGUUUUCUAAAGAAAUUCGCAAAGAAGGAAUUCAGUAUAAUAUUAUGGUUGUUGGACGGAGUGGCCUGGGAAAGUCCACUUUUAUUAAUACCCUCUUUAAAGGCGAGUUUGCUAGGAAAAGUAGACAUACAACGACUGACGAUCUUUUUGAUGAUUUUGAAGACUAUGACAACGAUGAGGGCAGCGAGGAGGUUACGCCUCGGCCUCCGCAAACCACUUCAAUUCGCUCCGUUGCGCACGUCAUUGAAGAAAAAGGCGUGCGAGUCAAGCUGACCAUCACAGACACUCCAGGGUUUGCCGACCACGUGGACAACUCCGAAUGCUGGGAGCCAAUAGUGGAGUACAUUUGCAACCAAUAUGAAAGUUAUCUUCUAGAGGAAAUCAAACCUGAGCGCAAACCCUACAUCUCUGAUACACGUGUGCACUGCCUUCUGUAUUUUGUGAUGCCUACCGGCCACUGCUUGAAAGCAGUCGAUGUUAAAGCGCUGAAAAGGUUGAGCCGCUUUUGCAAUAUAAUUCCUUUAAUAGCCAAAGCCGACACGUUAACACGCGAUGAACUUGCAGAUUUCAAAAAAAGAAUCAACGAAGAUUUGCGGUACCAUCAAAUUGAAAUUUACCCACUCUAUACAAAAAAUGAAUACAGCAGUGAAGAGCUCGAGAUUAUAAAAGCAGGAAUACCGUACGCCGUGAUUGGCAGUGAUGCUUACGAGGAAGGAAAACUUAUAAGGAAGUGUUCUGCGGGAACGGCCGAAAUUGAAAAUCCAGAGCACUGCGAUUUUGUUUUACUGCGGGAUAUGCUGAUCCGCAACGAAAUGCUUCGGCUUAUAAAAAGCACAAAAGUUUUGUUUUAUGAAUCUUUUCGGAAAAAUUAUUUGCUUCAAAAGCAUUUUAAACUCGGAAGCUAG